Molecule: messenger RNA, 2466 nt
Organism: Xylaria bambusicola
Lineage: Eukaryota; Fungi; Ascomycota; Sordariomycetes; Xylariales; Xylariaceae
Exons: 1
Coding region: 207-2207 (666 amino acids)
Source: RefSeq, a predicted model, not a curated record
CAUAUUUGCGUCGUUGCUGUGCCAAGCUCUCUCAUACUUUGUUGACUUACAUGAAAGUAGAUACAAGCACGACCUCCUACCUUUUCGACCUCUCUCUUGAGCAGCUUUCCUUGUUAUAUUGUUACUCCUAGGGGGAGAUCUCCUUCUAUCCACUUCUCAUUGACCACAACGUAUAGCUGUGCUUACCUUUCUCUUUCGCCCGCAACAUGGCCUUCGCGGCGGUAUAUUUUCCCCGGGACAAUGAUCAGAGCCAGCUCCCCCUCUGGCCGGACAAUGAGGAGCUGACAAUGGCGGGCGAUAAUUUUUGUGACCAAUUUAUCACCUUUGACAUCGAAGAUGCUACAGCAUUAGGUGGUGACAUCGAGGAUCCGCCUAGCCCCUCUAUUCUCUUGGAAUCUCUUCAUGGCGGAUUGAACUCCUCUUUGUGUCCACUGGAUAUACCCGCCGAUGUGUUCCAUCCCGAGGCGCCAGCAACCGCUAUCGGUCAACAAAUUUCAAACACUCGAGUGACUACUUCAGAAAAUCCAGCCAAUUCUAAUUCAGCAGCACUCUCAGCUUUGGCCAGAGACCCUAUUCUCAGCACCGGGUCAAUAUCAGACUCCGAAUUACUGCGCCUUGAAGGUAUAUCUCUGAAGUCAUCGCCUCACCGAGGCAGCGUAACGGCUCCUUCGAGUCCACGCAAGCAUAACCAGUUUGUUGACCCCCUUCAUGGCAACAUUCGGGGAACAACGAACCACCUACCGCCCACCGAAACUCGCCAAUUUGAGACCAUCGAUAUGGCGGACAUGGACAUCUUUUUAGAUGAUGCGCGUUCAGGUCUCGAUUUCUUCGACUCGAACUACCAUGAAUUUGGGGAUUCGUCCGUACCCAUAAAACAGGAACCCAUAGAUAAUCAUGGUUUACCGAUAUCGCCGCCGUUAACGGGCCGGAUCCCCAACGCACGUCAAAGCAGCUCAUCGGGGUUUGUGACUGGACACAUUGAAGAUCCAUUCUGCGAUGAUCCUGUGAACGCCCCAGUCACCAUCCGCUCGCUCAAGCGCCAGCCUAUGGACACGCCCAUGAGCACACCAAAUGUCAAAGGCGAGACAUUUUUGCAAGCCAAUCUCAUGACUCCGUUGGACACGAAUAUAGAUAUCGCUCGUCAUCCGCAGAAGGCGUAUCGCAGCACGAGCUCGGCUAAGUGGCCAACGGAGGGCUUCCUAACCGAUGUCGGAUAUAACGAGGAUACAAGUAUGUGGUCUUCAUCCUCGUCAUCUGCCAUGUACAUAGGCGACAACGGAAGUGGUAGUAUACCAAAUCCAAGCUGGUGGAAUGAUAUGGUGCACAAAGGUGAGACAUCGCAUGCCGAACCUACCCAUCAUCGCCACACAGCCCACGGGAAUGGUGUCCUCAGCAAUGCGGCCCACAAUCUUUCCAUGCAUAAACAACAGGCUGAGAUACCAUAUGAGUAUAAUGCAGAGCUCUCGGGUCUCAUGAUACAUAUGCCGCAGCCUCGAGUGCCCCAAGCGAGCGUAUUGAACUCUAACCCCAACGAGCACGUACUCACAACCCCGACACUGUCUUCGUCACAUUACCAUACGCCGACAAUGACGCGGACGCGCUCAAGCCAUAUGCAGUACAAUGGUAGCAGCAGUAAAGGAUAUGGCAAUAUGGAGAAACGUCCACGACCCCGCGCCCCGUCAUCGGGAGCGCGACACCACGGCGCCCAGACAUCGCCACGCAAACUGCGUAAUAGCAUGAGCCUAGGCUAUCUCCGCGAAGAAUCACAAUCACCGUCCCCGAUGAGCCGACAGCACAAGCACGCGCACGCACCGGCGCCUUCCAACGGGCAUCAUACCAUAAAUCACCAAGAGCGCCGCCAACAUCGCAGCUCAUCGCUGACCAUGAGGAAGCAGCGCUCCUUCACACGCCGCGAGUCACGGACGUCGUCCGCAUCAUUCGCUGCAUCGCCGACUCGAGCAGCAAGUAGCAGCGGUCCUAGCGGUACUGGAGGUGGUGGGAGGGCAUGUCUUGAUUUCGUAAAUUUUACGCCGAACGACGGUAGCGUAUUGAUGACGGGAGUGGCGCCAAGCGGGUCGAGCAAAACCAAAGAGAGACGUGAGAGAGAGGCCAAGGAGAAGGCGAAGCAACUCAGCGAUCUUGCGUUUAAAGUCGUCGAAGCUGCCGGCGGUGACGUCACGAAGCUUAUCGGGGAUUUCGUAAUUUGAUUCCGUGUGUUGAGCGCACAUGUUACUUAGUCCACUCUCUUCUUAACCUCUUCUAUACUAUCCCGGGGGGAGGGCGCUCGGAUCAACAAUCCGUGUGCUAUAGGGAAGGUCGGUUAUGUUUGAUCGUGAGAACAGAGAGAGGAGAUAUGGGACUGGGGUGCCGUGGCUUGUCUGCCGGAGAGAUCGGAUGUCGAAGUAAGGCUAAGUGAGCAAGGAGACUGUGCGAUUAGGUACCAUGGGAAUCCCACGAAGAGGCGAG